This is a messenger RNA of Fomitiporia mediterranea MF3/22, 597 nucleotides long. RefSeq lists its product as uncharacterized. The coding region runs from base 1 to 378 and encodes 125 amino acids. The record is from RefSeq and is a predicted model, not a curated record. Lineage: Eukaryota; Fungi; Basidiomycota; Agaricomycetes; Hymenochaetales; Hymenochaetaceae. The transcript is spliced from 4 exons.
AUGCCUCCUUCCGGCGAACCGAAUAAAUCGCCCAAACCACAACCGAUUGGUAACGAGGCCUUCAUCCUCCUCUUUACACUCUGCACCCUCUGCGCACUCUUUAUCCUCUGGCGUCGGGCAAAUAGCAUUCGGACUGUCGUUGCGCACCAAUUGAAGACAUGGACAAGUACAGAAGGCCGUAUACGCCUCUCAGAGGAUGAUGGUCCACCUGCACGCAGCUUUGUAGAAGACGACGCCGAUGAUGAUGCAGAUGAUGCAGAACCGCUUGCGAUGCGUGUCGAACGGCUGAGGAACGCUCGUAAAAGCACGGACGCUAACGACCCACCUCCCAUUCCACCGCAUAAAGCCCAAGUCCCGGAAGACCCUCUGCUGGCAUGAGUGUCAUCACCCUCACAAAGUAAACUUCCCUUGCGACUCUCACACUCAUCAAUACCUCCUCACACUGAUUCCACAAAGGCCAUUUACUCAUCCUCCCUCAUUAUCGUGUACGAUUAAUUUCUGCAUCUACGUAUAUCCCUCGCAGCCCAUCAUCAUCAUCAAAUUCGGACGAUCCCGUGUACGAGAAAAUGAUAUAGCCGAACAAUCCAAUCAAGAAAC